This is a messenger RNA of Nerophis lumbriciformis (worm pipefish), 1251 nucleotides long. Lineage: Eukaryota; Metazoa; Chordata; Actinopteri; Syngnathiformes; Syngnathidae. The record is from RefSeq and is a predicted model, not a curated record.
AUGUCCUUCAGCGGCAACACGAGCCAGCCGCCCCCUUCUGCGUCUCCCCUCAUCCACGUGUCGUCUUCACCGUCACCGCCGUGGGAGGAGGAUCGCUCAAAUGAGACUCUGCUCGCAGACUUGUCAGGUCUCGGCCACGACGAGCAAUGUCACACGUCUCCCAUCCUCACGGCCUUUCUGGUGGCGUGGUACAGCGUCACAAUGGUGCUGGGCCUAGUGGGCAACGUCGGCCUUAUCUGCAUAAUUACCCGGCGCCGGGAGAAAGCCAACGUCACCAGCAUUUUCAUCUGCAAUCUGUCAUUCUCUGACAUUCUGGUAUGUGUCUUCUGCCUCCCGUUCACACUCAUAUACACGCUCAUGGACCACUGGGUGUUCGGGUCACUGCUGUGCCGCCUGGUGCCCUUCAUUCAAUGCAUGUCCGUGACCGUCUCCAUCCUCUCGCUGGUUUUUAUUGCCCUCGAGAGACACCAGCUCAUUAUAAACCCGGCUGGCUGGAAACCCAGCAUUCCGCAAGCCUAUGCGGUCGUCUGCAUUAUCUGGAUUCUAGCCUGCUUCACAUCCUCUCCUUUCCUGGCCUUUCAGCUGCUCACGAACGAGCCCUACGCCAACGUGAUCCCGCCCCAGCCUGCCCUCUAUCGCGUCUCGCUCGCCAACUCGUCCGUGCCUCACAAUUUACUCCAUUAUCACAACCUUUACACGUCCUUGCACAUGGAAGCCUGUCUUGAGCACUGGCCCUCCCAGCAUCAGCGGCUGACCUACACCACGUGGCUUCUGCUUUUCCAGUACUGCGGCCCUUUGAUUCUCGUCCUGCUGUGUUACGUGCGGGUGUACGUGCGCCUGCGUCACCGCAAAGACAUGCUAGACCGUGCCAGGACGCCGGAGAGCCAGCGCAUGAGUCACAGCCGUCGCAUCAACAUCAUGCUGGUGGCCCUGAUCACGGCCUUCGCGCUUUGCUGGCUGCCACUCAAUAUUUUCAACGCCGUGUCUGACUGGAACCAGGAUGCUUUGCCCGUGUGCCACCACAACCUCCUCUUCUCCCUCUGCCACCUCCUGGCUAUGUCAUCCACCUGCAUCAACCCUAUCAUCUAUGGCUUUCUCAACUCUAACUUCAGGCAGGAAGUGAAAGAGGUGCUUCAGUACUGGUGUUGCUGCCCUCUGGAGGAGGAACGUGAGCCCCUCCCCAUGUCCACCGUGCACAUGGAGGUGUCUCGUACAUCAGUGCCACUUCCCUGCAGGAGUAACUCUGUGUGA